AUGUGGAUGACUGAUAUCAAAAGGCAGUUUACUGGCAGCAAUCAAUGCAGCAGAAGAGAUACAUGAACCGAGUUACAGCUUUGAUAGGCAAAAUGUGGGUAUGCGCUGCAUACUAGACCUUCUCUGAAUAUUAAUGCCUUUCUGGAGGAUAGCCUUGGUUUUGCUUUUUGCAGGUUCCUCAGUGGAACAGAGUGCACUGACAUACUUAGGCUGAACCAAAACUGAAUCUGCCUUUACAGAAACUUGAACCUUGCAGUUCAGUGUUUUUCUUCUCUAUGGAUGAAUUCUGAAGGUAGUCGAACGUUACCACUGGUUACCUUCUGGUAGCAGAAGUGCUAUGGUCCAAGUAUUGUCACUUUCUUGUAAAGCACAAGCUGAAAUGGAAACAGAGGGACAAUGAGAACAACUGAAGAAAAAAAGGCUGACCAUGGCUCAUACAAACAUGCACCUGAUGAACUGAUAAUGAGAAGAAGAAAAGUUUGUGACUCUUCCUUCCCGUAUUCCUGGAUGAUGGAAAGUGAACCGGCCACUUCUUCCAUGUUGACCUCAGAACAUUUUCCUGAUGACAAUACCAUGUCUCUGGAGCAGAAGACCACGUUUGCAUUUGUGAUUUUCCUCUUCAUUUUUCUUGGAAUUCUAAUUGUGCGAUGUUUCAGGAUCUUACUCGAUCCCUACAGGAGCAUGCCCACUUCCACGUGGGCUGAUGGAUUAGAUGGCCUAGAGAAAGGACAAUUUGAUUAUGCUUUGGCUUGAAUGCCAUUCCAAACUUAGAUACACUAAGACUAUACAUGUGAUUGUAAAUGUGCCCUUAUUGUGGACAGCAGCUCUGCAGCCUGUGCUACUUAUAAGACAAUAACUUAACUGGUGCUGUGCCUCAUAUUUGCUUCACUUCUGCAGGAACACAACUCUGCAUAUGCAAUCGCAGUGUAGCAAUUUUCUGCCGAUGCACUGUACAAGUGAAACUAUAUUGCUGUUCUUUCCAUGCAUCUUUAUUUCACAAUUGAUUUAAUCUGCAAUUAUAUUCCUGAUGUUAAAUUUACAACUGAUUUUGAAAAAAGAAAUGUUGACUAGAGGGUGUUUUUGAUGUUUUAAUUUCACUGCCUACUAAACUUUCCUCUGUUAGCACACCCACAAAAAUGACAUCAUGGUAGCAUCAGACAAUAGUUUACUUAUAUUAGCAAUGCCUCCUGCAUUCUGGGAAAACAAAAACAGCUUAUUUCCUAUAGAAGAGCAGUUUAUUAUUUACUUUGUGGUUUCAGUAAUACAGCAUUAUUGUAUAUGGUAAAGAGCAUUCCUGUGUUUCUUUAUUUUGUUCAUUCUGUGCUAACUCAUUCACGCCUUUAGUUCAUUUCCUGUAUGCUCCCUUUUAGCAGCCAUGGAUCUUUAAAGCAUCUUUGCAUUUUUGGGGGCUUCAGUCCUUAACAAAGUAAUUUACCAACCAACAAUAGGC
Molecule: messenger RNA, 1450 nt
Organism: Protopterus annectens (West African lungfish)
Lineage: Eukaryota; Metazoa; Chordata; Ceratodontiformes; Protopteridae
Gene: CTXN3
Product: cortexin 3
Exons: 2
Coding region: 397-753 (118 amino acids)
Source: RefSeq, a predicted model, not a curated record